AUGAUAUACCCUUUCCAAUCCAUGAUUUGAGAGUUGCAACUGGGAAGAAGGAUAAUACAGAUUGCAGAGCGAGUGUGCUUGGGAAAGAAGGGGAUAAGAAUGGCAGCCCUUAGCUUUGGCAUGGCCACCACUGCUUGGAAUCAUGGCACUAAUACUCAUACUCAUACUCGUCCUCGAACUCAUACUCGCACGCCCACAAUUCGAUGUAUUGGCUGGGACCCUGAAGGCAUCCUUGGGCCACCGCAAACUGGCCACAUAGCCAGACUGGAGUUCAAGAGGCGCCUCGAGAGAGAUGCCGACGCUCGCGAAGCAUUUGACCGUCAGGUCCGUGAAGAGAAACAGCGUCGCCAAGAACUUCGUCAGUCUCGCAUUCCUCCUGACAAUCCACAAGAGCUAAUUGAAUACUUACUUGACACGGAAGCUCAGGACAUUGAAUUCGAGAUUGCAAGAAUGAGACCCCGAUUGAACGAAGAAUUCUUUUCGCAACUUAAAUCGGAGUUAGGACAGCUUCGAUUCGCUGUUAACAAAACUGAGGCCACAGAGGACAGGUUGAUUGAGCUGGAGGCUCUGGAGAAAGCCAUUCAGGAAGGAAUAGAUGCAUAUGAUAAGAUGCAAGGUGAGCUUAUAAAAGCCAGAGAAAGCCUAACCAAAAUUUUGACUUCUAAGGAUGUCAAAGCAACUUUGCUGCAGAUGGUUGAGAGCAGUGAAAUUAACAGAUCUCUGUUGGCACUUCUUGAUGAAAACAUAGCCGAUGCACAUAGGAGUAACCAAAAACAAGCUGCAGAAUAUAUGGAGAAGCUUCGCGGGGCUCUACUCAAGUACAUUACAGUUUAGUGUGCAUAUAUUUUUUUUUUCUAUUACAAAUCUGUGGAAAAUAUUUGUUGUUGAUAAUUGUAGUAUUUUAUUAUACAAAAGAAUUGUGUUGUAGCAGAUUUCUCCAAUGGGAUAUGGUAUCAAACAAUUGUCAAUUUUGAAUUACAACUACGGUUGGGUUCUCUAGUUGAUCAAGUAUGAAAUCUAAUUUGAAAACCACUUAUAUA
Arachis stenosperma is the source of this 1040-nucleotide messenger RNA. RefSeq lists its product as uncharacterized. The record is from RefSeq and is a predicted model, not a curated record. Gene Ontology annotation, cellular component: chloroplast stroma. The transcript has 8 exons. Lineage: Eukaryota; Viridiplantae; Streptophyta; Magnoliopsida; Fabales; Fabaceae. The coding region runs from base 100 to 834 and encodes 244 amino acids.